Messenger RNA from Photinus pyralis (common eastern firefly), 1542 nucleotides. Its product is annotated as STAM-binding protein. Gene Ontology annotation, biological process: protein K63-linked deubiquitination. The record is from RefSeq and is a predicted model, not a curated record. Bases 159 to 1352 code for a protein of 397 amino acids. NCBI's taxonomy places the organism in Eukaryota, Metazoa, Arthropoda, Insecta, Coleoptera, Lampyridae. Gene Ontology annotation, cellular component: membrane; endosome. Gene Ontology annotation, molecular function: metal-dependent deubiquitinase activity; K63-linked deubiquitinase activity; protein binding. The transcript has 8 exons.
UUGACAGUUUUUUUUAAUUGUUCUAACCUCUAAAUUCUAGGUAGUGUAUUUCAGCAACUUUGAGUUUGAUUUAUGAAUUAUAUUGAAAUAUGUUAUUAAUAAUUAUAUUGGAUAAACGUAAAUAAGUACACCGACUAUAACGCUUUUGGACGACUACAAUGCAAGCCAAAAGACAUGUAGAAUCGUUGGGUGUUUUGGAACCCAAAGAUAGAAUGCGAGCCCUUAUUAAUUUUAGUAGCGCUGUUGAAGUUGAUCCUAGUGUGCCGCCAAGGAGGUACUAUCGCUCUGGGCUGGAAAUGGUGAGAAUGGCGAAUGUCUACUUAGAUGAAGGAAGCUUAGAAAAUGCUUUAGUUCUUUAUUUAAAGUUCAUGACAUUGUUCUUGGAAAAAAUUAGACACCAUCCCGAUUAUGCGAACGUUCCUCCCUCGGAAAAGCAACAAAACCAGUUUUACUUAAGAGAGAUUUUACCGAAAGCAGAAAACCUAAAAACUCGUUUAUUAGAACAAUUUACCAAAGAAUAUAAUCAGUAUUUAAUUGAUGUUAAGCGACAUCAGGCUGAAGACAAACGACGAAGGGAGUUGGAAAAAGAAAGGCAGAAGAAAAGAUCAGUGGAAGUUGGAACAGAUGUUUGGCCAACUUCUGAUAUCGCAAUUCAGCCCUUAGACGAUUUGGGUGGUAUAUAUUAUCCAGAUCCGAAUGUUCCCUCUGCUCCUCCAGCUGAUGACGAAGGGUCUUCAAAAUCAAUUUCUACAACACCUUCAAUAGACCGUGCCACCAAACCAGCAACAAAUAGUGUAACCAUUCCAACUCCGACGUUAACAAAACCUGGUUUAAGGACUGUAGUUAUUCCAUCGAAAGUGAUGACUCAUUUCUUAACCCUUUCCCAUAAAAGUACAAUGAAUAACAUUGAAACUUGUGGUAUUCUUGCUGGAAAACUCGAAAGGAACAAUCUGAUUAUUACUCAUGUAAUUUUACCAAAGCAAAAUGGAACCUCCGACUCUUGUAUCACCAUGAAUGAGGAAGAAAUAUUUGAAUAUCAAGAUCAGCAUAAUUUAAUCACAAUUGGUUGGAUACAUACUCAUCCGACUCAAACAGCAUUUUUGUCAAGUGUAGAUCUGCACACUCAUUGUCCCUAUCAGUUGUUAAUGCCAGAAGCAAUUGCCAUAGUUUGUGCUCCAAAAUAUGAAGAAACAGGUUUUUUUAUUUUGACACCAAAUUACGGUUUAUCAUACAUUUCGAAUUGUAAAAAAUCAGGGUUUCAUCCACAUCCCACGGAACCACCUCUAUUUAUGAAUGCUGAGCACGUGAAGGUUGAUGGAAAUGCGGCAUUGGAGGUGCUCGACUUACGUUAACUUACCUGUACUGAUCAUCACACUAAUCUGCUUCAAAAUAGCGAAUGCUUUGUAUAGCUGUGAGGGGCUAGCUUUUGAUAACACAAUUUUUACGUGAUGUCUUGUACCUUAUGUGUUUACUAGCUUUAGCCUGUAGUGAAUCUUUUAAAAAGUUGUCUAUUUUUACAUAUAAUAAAUGUAUUAAAACAUU